Molecule: messenger RNA, 1230 nt
Organism: Aspergillus fumigatus Af293
Lineage: Eukaryota; Fungi; Ascomycota; Eurotiomycetes; Eurotiales; Aspergillaceae
Source: RefSeq, a predicted model, not a curated record
AUGUAUGUUUAUCCCAUGGAUUUUCUUCCCGCGUGUAUCGAUGAUGCAAAGUUACUCCCUACUUACACAGGCCUACAGUUGGGAGAAUAUUAUAAGGCGGACUAUACGACUGUUUCACUGGUGUUCCUUUCCCCAUUCAUCGGGUAUGCGAUCGCUGCUCUUGGGAAUAAUUGGAUACACGAUCGUUUCGGACAGCGUGGCAUUGCAUUAAUCGGGUCAGGGUUGCAUAUAAUUUCAUACCUUGCGGCUACCUCACACCCAGCCUAUCCGGUCCUGAUUGCUGUAUUCAUAGUAUCGGGGCUAGGAAAUGGAAUCUUGGAUGCCUCCUGGAAUGCAUGGAUUGGUGCCAUGCACAACAGCAGCCAGUUGAUGGGAAUCUUGCACGCAUUCUACGGACUAGGUGCGGCUCUGGCACCCAUAACGGCAACAUACCUCAUCACGGACUGCGAUUGGGAGUGGUACGAGUUCUACUAUGCAAUGGCGAUUGUAGCAGGAAUCGAAUUCCUGACCUCGGUGGCAGCCUUCUGGUCUUCGACAGGAUCGAAAUCUAAAGAUUCAGAUGCCUGUACUGAAGGAACUCUGUCAUCCGAUAGCUCAGAUAAUCUCAUGUCCAGCACACCGACAAGGAAACCCACCCUAGAGUCAUUGAGGAUUCCAUCGACUUGGGUAAUAAGUCUCUUUCUCUUUAUCUAUGUCGGAGCCGAGGUGACUGUUGGAGGAUGGGUUUUUACCUUCCUAGUUGACCUCCGAAACGUGCCUCUGUCUACUGCAGGUUUUGUGAGCUUCAGCUACUGGGGUGGACUUACGGUUGGUCGUGUGUGCCUCGGCUUCCUCACUCCAUUUUUCAACAGGCAGCGCCUGGCAGUUCUUCUUUACUUGGGUUGUUGCAUUUUCUUACACAUUACAUUCUGCAUCGUUCAUGACCUCCGCUUGCUAGUCCUUUCGGUGACCUUGCUUGGUUUCUUCCUUGGCCCUCUCUACCCCGAAGCAGUUAUUGCCCAAGCAAAGCUUCUGCCAAAGUCUCUCCAUGUUGCAGCUGUCGGCUUUGCUUGCGCUUUGGGGAGUGCCGGGGGUUCAGUAUUCCCUUUCAUUACUGGCGCGAUUGCAAAGGGUUAUGGAAUUAACGUCCUUCAGCCCAUUGUUCUUGUAAUGCUAGUUCUUUGUUUAGUUUUAUGGCUUGUACUGCCGGAAAAACGUGAACACAGCAGAAGGCAAGCAUCUCCAGUCUGA